Molecule: messenger RNA, 3295 nt
Organism: Cyprinodon tularosa
Lineage: Eukaryota; Metazoa; Chordata; Actinopteri; Cyprinodontiformes; Cyprinodontidae
Product: neuronal acetylcholine receptor subunit alpha-10-like
Biological process (GO): nervous system process; chemical synaptic transmission; regulation of membrane potential
Cellular component (GO): postsynaptic membrane; neuron projection; synapse
Molecular function (GO): transmembrane signaling receptor activity; acetylcholine-gated monoatomic cation-selective channel activity
Source: RefSeq, a predicted model, not a curated record
AUGGUGUUCAGCCAUCGGAGCACUAAGUGCCCGUCAUACCCAAACCGCUGCAGAGAAGCUCACACCUCCAUCAGCACCAGCCCCUCCCCCUCAGCCUCUCUCCACCGCUCAGGUUGGAUUGUGCUGCCAGAACCUCCGCUUGCUCAUCGGGUCAGUAACAGGAUGGGGCUCCGCUGCAGAACCUCAGUCGUCCUGCUACUUCUUCUGUUACCAGGUUGCUUUUGUGCUCACGGCCGCUUUGCUCAGAAGCUUCUGAAUGACCUUUUCUCCAACUACACCAAUGCUCUGCGGCCGGUGGAGGACACGGACCACAUCAUCAACGUGACCCUGCAGAUCACCCUGUCCCAGAUCAUCGACAUGGAUGAAAGGAACCAGAUCCUCAGCACCUACCUGUGGGUCCGCCAGGUGUGGAUGGACGCCUUCCUGAUCUGGAGGAAGGAGGACUACGAUGGCCUGGACGCCAUCCGGAUACCUAGCAGCUAUGUCUGGAGGCCUGACAUCGUCCUCUAUAACAGCGCAGACGAUGAGUUCUCCAGCUCCAUGGAGACCAACGUCGUCCUCCGUAAUGAUGGACAGGUGACAUGGGACCAACCGGCCAUCACCAAGAGUUCUUGCUCGGUAGAUGUGGCCUUCUUCCCCUUCGAUGUGCAACAGUGCCACCUGACCUUCGGCUCCUGGACUCAUAAUGGGAACCAGAUGGACCUCUCCAAUGCCUUGGACAGUGCUGAUCUGGCUGAUUUUGUCCCAAACGUAGAGUGGGAGGUUCUGGGAAUGCCAGCCAAGAAGAAUGUCAUCCUGUACGGCUGCUGCUCAGACCCGUACCCAGACAUCACCUUCACGCUCCACUUGAAGAGACGUGCCUCCUUCUACAUCUUCAACCUCCUCAUCCCCUGCAUGAUGAUCUCCUUCCUGGCUCCACUGGGCUUCUACCUGCCGGCGGACUCUGGAGAGAAGGUUUCUCUGGGUGUGACGGUGCUGCUGGCGCUCACCGUGUUCCAGCUGCUGGUGGCUGAGAGCAUGCCACCGUCUGAGAGCGUCCCACUCAUCGGGAAGUACUACAUCGCCACCAUGACGAUGGUCACUGCAUCCACAGCGCUCACCAUCUUCAUCAUGAACAUCCACCACUGCGGCCCUGAGGCCCGCCCGGUCCCAAAAUGGGCCGAGUGUCUAAUCCUGAAGUUCCUUGCUAAAAUCUGCUGCGUCAACGAGGUCGGAGAGAGCUGCCUUGGAAGUUCAUCCAGGAAACAACCAUUAUCUCAGGAGGAGUCAGACGAGCAGGACUCAGGCGGCGGAAGAGGAGCAAAUUGGGAUGUUAAUGGCCAAGCAUGGGGAGGAAGGGUGGAGGAGGGUGAGACCAAGCAGACUGUCUGGAAGGAAGAUCUGUUCGUCACCGUCGACCACUCUGACGAGAAGGAGGCCACUGGGAGGAGAGAGGAGGAAGAGGAGCACUCCCACAUUGACCAUGAGGGAAGAAGAGGAGCGUACGUUGAGGAGAAGAAAGGUGUUGGAGGUGCAGUUGAGGAGAACCGCAGGGAGAUCUGGGUGAGAACCAAAUGUGUGUGCCAACACCAGCGUCUGCUGAAGAACGUGGAGUACAUCGCCAUGUCGUACCAAGACCAGCGGACGGCGCAGGUCCGCAUCUCAGAGUGGAGGAAGGUCGCCAAGGUGAUGGAUCGCUUCUUCAUGUGGCUCUUCUUCAUCAUGUUCUUCCUCAUGAGCAUCGUGAUCCUGGGAAAGGCCCUGUGAUUAAGAACAUCUGGACGCUCACGUUGCUCACGUUUUUGUUUGUUCUUCACAGCUUCACUAAACUGAUGAUGAAGCUACAUCAUCAUCAACAUUUUAAGCAGACAUUUUUGGUCAGGUUCCUGAAGGCAAGGCUCGAAUAAAUAUCCAGGAAGCAAACUGAUCCCAUGAGAGGUUUGGACACCAGGGUCCAAUAAGGCUGGUUCUGUCUGGCUCUCCAUCUUGUCUGGAGAAGAAAUAGGUCUUUAUGAAUAGUAAAAAAUAAUCAGAAUAAGUGAAUCUUGACAAAUGAAGUUUGAAAUCAUGAAAUCAUCUUCAGAAACAACAAACCAGAUUCUUUUAGGUCUGUAAAGUAAAGCUCUGUGUUUACAUCUUUAACCCUCUUUAGGGCAAGUUACCGUUUUAAUCACUUGCAUACCCUUUACAAAUGGAGUCCCUAUCCGUCAGAGAAGUCUACAAAGAUAUUUAUAUCCCAUCAUCCAGUAAAGAUAAUGCUACCUGGCUGUUAAACAUGUUAUUUCAGCGUUUUAACAAUUAGAUGACCUCAUGAAUUAUAUAUUACCUACUAUAAAUUAAGUGAAAAAAGUUAACAAAUUAAGAAAAAAAAAAAUAAAAAGCCAAUUGAAACCUUAAAAACAAUAAACUAAGUUAAAAAGGUGAGAUAUUUAAGUGGUUUUAUUGGCAAUAAUGCUCUAAGGCGGAGGUCUUCAACAGGGGGUCCGCGACUCCUAGGGGGUCCAUGGAGGUACUGCAUGGGGGUUGCUAAAAUUCUGGUAGAUUGGACUGCAAUUUUUUCCACUAAUUGAAAUGUCUUUAAAUCCACAUUAACAUGAACGUAAACACAGUGUAGUAAACUGAUAAAUGACACAGAAGAUGUAUUUCAUUCAUCAAUGCACACAUUCAGUGACACACAGGAGCUCUUUCAAGCUGGGCACCGUUUCAUUCACAACACCUGUCCCAUCAACCAGGAAUCGGAAUCAGAACAUUACCCCAUCUGGAAUAGAGUGACUAUAGGACCAGUUUGAUAUAACACAGUUUUAUACAAUAUAUAUAAAAUUAGGGGGUCCCCGCUCCAUCUCACCAUCAGUUUGGGGGUCCUUGGCCUGGAAAUCCCCCUGCUCUAAGGCUAUGUGUAGCAAAUAAAAAAAAGUCUUCCACUCAGUGAAUGCUUUUCAUUAAUUUCUUAUAGAAGGACUUUUGUUAUUUUUCCUAAUAUAUCAGGGCAAAUUGCCAUUUCUUGUUAUAACAUUGAACUUCAUUUUUACCAUCAAAGUAUACAUAUUUUUUUUUAAUGUUACAAAAGUAAUAAGGUCUUGUCCUGUCCUCCAAUAACACUUGACCUGAAAUUUAGAUUCUCCAAGUAUUUCACUUAGUGCCGUAUAAAGAGUUAAGCUUUCUCUUCCCUGAUUCUUUCCUGCAAAGACAUCACUCUGAGCAAACACUUCAAAGAACACUUCAUAAUGUAUAUUAAAUAUCCAUGAGACAUGACAACAGAUUUCACAUAAUUGCAAUCUUACUCAGACCACAGAGGUUGCUCUGGGCUCGCUUCUUC